Diceros bicornis minor is the source of this 4712-nucleotide messenger RNA. RefSeq names its product ring finger and WD repeat domain 3 (gene RFWD3). The transcript has 13 exons. Gene Ontology annotation, biological process: protein ubiquitination; interstrand cross-link repair; double-strand break repair via homologous recombination. Gene Ontology annotation, cellular component: site of double-strand break; nucleus. The coding region runs from base 98 to 2422 and encodes 774 amino acids. Lineage: Eukaryota; Metazoa; Chordata; Mammalia; Perissodactyla; Rhinocerotidae. The record is from RefSeq and is a predicted model, not a curated record. Gene Ontology annotation, molecular function: ubiquitin protein ligase activity; protein binding.
AGUGGUGGUUGGCGGUGGUGUUGUGAGACUUCUGCGAAAGAACGGUCUGCUGCUGAGGUCCUUUCGCGAGCCCGACCGCGUCUUUCCUGCUUCAGUAAUGGCUCAUGAAGCAAUGGAAUAUGAUCUUCAGGUGCAGUUAGAUCAUCAUGCUGCAGAACAGCCUGCUCUUGCUGAAGUGGUCAGCAGCCAAGGGGGACCACCCCUGCUCCAGCCUGCUCCUGUUGCAGUGGUCAGCAGCCAAGGGGGACCACCCCUGCUCCAGCCUGCUCCUGUUGCAGUGGUCAGCAGCCAAGGGGGACCACCCCUGCUCCAGCCUGCUCCACAGGUGUCCAUUGACCUGACAGAGGAAGUGGAGCCCUUGGGAGAAGAGAGUGUGGAGAACAUCGAUCCAGGAGCUUCAGAGGAACAUAGGCAGGGAUCUGGUGCUAACCACACCCUCGGAGUAUCUUCAUUGGAUUCAGUGAGCAGCUUCAUCAGUGGGCUGCAGAGGCUUCAUGGCAUGAUGGAAUUCCUAAGACCAUCUUCAGACCGCAGUGUGGGGCCAGUGAGAGCGAGGAGGAGGAGGUCUGCCUCACACAGGGCAAGAGCCGGAGGGUCUCAGAGGACAGACAGUGCCAGGUCAAGAGCACCAUUGGAUGCUUACUUUCAAGUGAGCAGGACCCAGCCUCAUUUGCCAACUGCCUCUUAUGAUUCAGAGACUAGGAAUCCUGUCUCUGAAGACUUGCAGGUAUCAAGUAGUUCCGAUUCUGACAGUGACAACUCCACAGAGAAUGAAGAGGUGGUUGUCCUGGCAGAGGAACCUGGAGCUGCCGUUUUAGAAGAGCAAGUAGGAGGUGUCUCAGCAGAGCAAGAUGUUACAUGUAUCCGUGGAGAAGACACCCUCCCCAAGCAGCAGUCUCCCCAGAAGUCCAACCCCCUUGUACCUUGUGCUUCUAUGGAUGAGGAAGAAGGGGACACUUGCACAAUAUGUUUGGAACAGUGGACCAAUGUUGGGGAUCACCGGCUCUCAGCAUUACGCUGUGGACACCUCUUUGGGUACGGGUGCAUUUCUAAGUGGCUUAAAGGGCAGGCACGAAAAUGUCCCCAGUGCAACAAGAAAGCCAAGCACAGUGACAUCGUUGUCCUUUAUGCCCGAACCGUGAGAGCUUUGGACACAAGUGAACAUGAGCGCAUGAAAAGUUCCCUAGUAAAGGAGCAGAUGCUAAGGAAGCAGGCCGAGUUAGAAUCAGCACAGUGCCGGCUCCAACUUCAAGUCCUCACUGAUGAGUGCACUAGGCUUCAUAGUCGUGUCCAGGACUUGCAAAAACUUAUUGUACAGCAUCAGGAUCAGAUUUCACAGCAACCCAGGGGCUCCCAAGCACGUUUACUAAACUGUGUGCCCUCCAGCCAGGGCCAGCGCAAGUACCAUUUCCAGAAGACCUUCACAGUGUCUCAGACAGGAAACUGCCGAAUCAUGACAUACUGUGAUGCUCUGGGCUGCCUGGUGGUGUCACAACCUUCUCCUCAGGCCUCCCUCCUUCCAGGCUUUGGUGUUAAGAUGUUGAGUACUGCCAACAUGAAAAGCAGUCAGUACAUUCCCAUGCAUGGCAAACAGAUCCGCGGACUGUCUUUCAGCAGUAGGUCUAAAGGCUUACUGCUCUCUGCUUCUCUGGACAGCACUAUUAAACUGACCAGCCUGGAGACAAAUACCGUGGUCCAGACUUAUAAUGCUGGCCGUCCUGUCUGGAGCUGCUGCUGGUGUCUUGAUGAAAACAAUUACAUGUAUGCUGGACUGGUCAAUGGUUCGAUACUGGUGUACGACCUUCGAAACACGAGCAGUCAUAUCCAGGAGUUAGUACCUCAGAAAGCCAGAUGCCCAGUGGUAUCCCUGUCAUACCUACCCCGAGCUGCCUCAUCUACAUUUCCAUAUGGUGGAGUGUUGGCUGGAACCUUGGAGAACGCUUCCUUCUGGGAGCUGAAAAUGGGCUUUUCUCAUUGGCCUCAUGUGCUGCCCGUGGAGCCAGGGGGCUGCAUAGACUUUCAGACAGAGAGCAGCACCCGGCACUGUCUUGUGACCUACAGGCCUGAUAAAAAUCACAAUACCUUACGAAGUGUGCUGAUGGAGAUGUCCUACAAGCUGGAUGAUGCUGGAGAGCCAGUCUGUUCCUGCCAUCCUGUACAAACAUUCCUUGGGGGACCCGCUUGCAAACUACUGACCAAAAGUGCCGUUUUCCAAAACCCAGAGAAUGAUGGCAGCAUCCUGGUGUGUACUGGGGAUGAAGCAUCAAAUUCUGCCCUGCUGUGGGAUGCUGGCAGUGGCUCUCUGCUACAGGAUCUGCAGACCCAUCAGCCUGUCUUGGACAUCUGCCCAUUUGAGGUGAACCAUAACAGCUACUUGGCUACCUUAACAGAGAAGAUGGUCCACGUCUAUAGGUGGGAGUGACCGUGGUCUUGAAACUUACCAGGCAUGCUGCUGGUUAACAUUAAAUGUUGUUUGCUAGCACCUUGCAGCCCUGAGCAAGAUCUCUGCUAUUGUCUAUGGCCUAGAACUUUUGGGAUCAUGGUUCCUUUGGAUUGGUAUGAUUCUAGGACUCCAAGUCGCUGAAACACUACAGUUUGUGUAUUUGCUGUGUCCACCAAAAGAGUAAGUGACUGGGAUCCAUCUACAUUAUCCAUUUCUUGGGUUAAAAGCUUUCGUGAAUCUUUGUUGAGAAUCUGUAUUUUCAAUCAGACUUUCUGCUGGACCUCACAGUAUCCUCCCCCAGCGUUCAUUUAGAGUAUAAGUGUUCACCAAGCUUUUUCUGGAGGAUAUGACACCGUGCCUGAGUGGUCUUGUCACUUGAGCUCUAUGACUUGAGAAGGCUUGUGUCCCUGAAGGAACUGAACUAACCAUCUUCUUGAUGCUGCAUGGAUGCAGAAGAGUCUUUUAUUGAACACAAGAGGGCACCAUAGAACUUUGUGAGAGAUUUGAUCUAUUUCUGAUCUUGUGGGCUGACCUUUUAGUAAGUUGGUCUCAUCCCCACAGAAGUGUGUGGUAGGGCACAUCUGGUCUGCUUUGUGGCUGCAACAGUUAUGUUCCAUGUGUGCAGUGCUGUGAUAUCGGCGAGCCCAGUGAUGGAGGCAGCUGAUGAGACGUAGACCUUUUGCUAAUGCUGAGUGCAUGAAGUUCAUCACAAUGUGGGAGCCAAGGAAAGAGACCUUUUGUUUGAGCAGUGGGGGAUUUUUUUCUAGCCAGCUUAGGAUCUCAGGAUUGGUUUUAUAUAAGCCAAGCUUUGAAGACCACUCCUUUUCCCUCUCACUAAGAAAAGAUAAGCAAUAUGUAAAGCUCUUGCUUAAGUCUCUCCUAGUAUCAGAGACAGGAGCAAGGGGCUAACUGAGAGAGGCUUACAAAAGAGAAGCUGCUCAGAUUGCUGCUAAAAACAGAGGAAGGGCUUAUCUCUUCCAUCCUGAAAGAGUUCCUAUCUGAAUAAAGCCAGCCCCUUGGAGUGAGGGCUGUUCCUGAGCAUGUUUAGAAUUCCCAGGUAAAGCCUUCUCCGUGUGAAACUGAUGUUUGAGUCCAAGUUCCUCUGAUUUGCCUCCCUUCCUAACCUUUUCUAAAAGUGUUGUUAGUAAAAUAUUCAUUCUCAGGAAGACAAUAGUGGUUGGAGACCUAUGUGGAUUACAGGGAGAUGCCCACCAGCUUUCAUUCCAUCCCUGGAUUGUCCAUCAUUGGGAGCCACACUUUUUCCAGUAGAGGAUUUAGUUUAUAGCUCUUUGCUUUGCCUAAGGCUACUCUGCUAAACCAGGGUCCACAGUAGAACAUGCCUCAAGGUGUGGGCGGUCAGUGCCCUGUUCUUGGGAGCGGGAUGGCUAACAGUGUAAUUUUCUUAAAUAACUGUUGUAGAAAUAGUAUCAUUUUUAUUUUAAAACACUUCUGACCUGUCAACUCCUGAGCUGUUUCCAACAUUUCUCACCAGCAAAGGAUUAUUGCAGUUGAUUUCCCCAGAGUUGCAAGUUCUAGUUGUGCCUUUUAAAGAGUGGUUUCCUUCUAUUUAAGGUCAUCUUUUAUAAAGCCAGUUUCUGGGGCCUGGGAAAGAGCCCCCUUUUUUCACAGGAGAUAUAUUCCUUUUGAUAUGUUGAUGAUUAAGAAUGACUGCCCAGGCCUAGAGCUUCAGUGGCAGAAAGGGAUUUGAGUUAAAAAGCAGAACUCAUCUAGUUUCAGCAGAUUGUCCCAGAGAGGAUGCAGAUGGUCAGGCCCUGGCUGCCUUUGUCUUUGGCAGGGGCAGAACCCAGGUAGUGUUAGGAUUUGACUAGCGUUAAAGUACACUCAGCUGACGCUGAUUGAUUCCCCAAAGUGUAGGAACCACAGGAAGCUAGGUGAACCUCAUGUCUUUCCAAGCCUUGCAUUCUUCCAGUAAAUUUGAAUGUUUUAGAAACAAAUUCAUCUGACUGGCUAAUUUCUCCAAAGGAAAAAACUUCACCCCUAGUCCCCCCAACACCCACCCCCUUCAACCUGGCAGGAGAUUAGAUCUGUAGACCCAGGCUCUGCCCCACCAUGUUCACUCACCCCUGUCUGUAAAGUAGUUUUCCCAUUUAAGGGUUUGGAGUUAAGCAGACUCAAAAUAUCCUGUCGUUGUAUAUAUCCUUGUAUUUGCUUUGAAAACAGGGCAAUGGGAUCUCUGUUCGUGUUCUGUGUUUUAAUGUUUGUGUUUUAUGUUUUUAUGUUAAUUUGAAAAUAAAGUAUUUGCCAUGUG